This is a messenger RNA of Trichoderma aggressivum f. europaeum, 930 nucleotides long. RefSeq lists its product as uncharacterized. Bases 1 to 930 code for a protein of 309 amino acids. The transcript is spliced from 3 exons. The record is from RefSeq and is a predicted model, not a curated record. Gene Ontology annotation, cellular component: membrane. Lineage: Eukaryota; Fungi; Ascomycota; Sordariomycetes; Hypocreales; Hypocreaceae.
AUGGAUACCGACGCCCAACUCCUAGCAGUCGCUUUGAUCGCUAGAGAGUCAACCUCUAGUAUACAGGAGUUCAAGCUCUAUCACUACAAUCCUACUAUCGGCGGGGCUGUUACCUUUGUCCUCCUUUUCUUGGGUACAACCAGCUUCCAUACGUACCAAUCAUUUCGAACUCGGUGCUGGUUCGUCAUUCCCCUCAUCAUUGGCGGUAUUUUUGAGUUUAUUGGUUAUGCGGCCCGUGGCGCAUCCGGCAAAGAAUCGCCGAACUGGACUCUAGGACCCUAUAUCACCCAAUCUAUCCUACUCCUCGUCGCACCUGCUCUCUUUGCUGCGACAAUCUACAUGGAACUAGGGAGGAUCAUCUCCCUUGUGGAUGGCGAGUCUCAUUGUCUUAUCCGAAAGCAAUGGUUGACCAUGAUCUUUGUCUUCGGAGACAUUCUUUCCUUUGUCCUUCAGGGCGGGGGUGGUGGCUAUCAGGCAUCAGGUACUGCUUCUGCUCUAGAGACCGGAGCGCGCGUCGUCAUUGUCGGGCUCUUUGUUCAGCUCGUCUUCUUCGGCUUCUUCAUUGUGAUCGCUGUCAAAUUCCACAUAUCCAUUAGUCACUCAUCUACGAUCCGUUUAUCCACUGAGCUCCCAUGGCAGAAACACAUGAACGCCCUCUAUAUUGUAAGUACCCUCAUCAUGGUGAGAUCUAUUUUCAGAGUGGUAGAGUAUCUCCAGGGCUUCAACGGGUAUCUGCUUCACCAUGAAGCAUAUUUGUACAUUUUUGAUGGUCUGCUCACGUUUUUGGCCAUGGUUUUGUUGAAUGUAGUGCAUCCGAGUGAGUUGGCAGCAUCAAUGAAGCACAACACUGCGACGGAUUAUGAAGUCAAUUUGAAAGCCUUCACCGAACGCUAUCAAAGACUUGGAUCCAACAUGAGCCAGGACGCAUGA